GCAAGGCGUGAAUCUUGACGAGGCAGACGAUGUCAAACCUUCGGCAUACGUUGCACACGCUCUUUAAACAAACAGUAGAAACUGUGACUCCUCCACUCACAAAGAGCCAAUUCGAGGAGAAGCGGGUACUCACACCAGAUGAGUUCGUGGCAGCGGGCGAUUACCUCGUCCACGCGUGUCCGACGUGGUCCUGGGAGGGCGGCGACCCCAAGAAGCGCCGCACGUACUUUCCCCCCAACAAGCAAUUUCUGGUAACGCGCAACGUGCCCUGCCUGAAGCGCGCCACUGAGCUCGAGGGCUACAACCCCAACAGCGAGUUUGACGUGGGCGGCGGCGAGGGCGAGGACGCCUGGGUGGCCACGCACUCCAACCCGGCGGCAGCGUCCGGCUCGGCCGGCAAGGGGGAGGUCCCGUCCAUCGAUGGUGCGGGUGCGGGUGGGUCAGGUGGUGCCGGCGCCGCGGGUGGCAACAAGGAUGACGACAUUCCCGACAUCACUGACCUGGAGCUCAACGAGGCAGAUGAUGAGGCUGCGGCGCCCAGCGGCCGGCCCUACCUGCGCGCGGAGGAGCCGGCGGACAACAUUAUGCGCACCCGCACGUAUGACCUGUACAUUACCUACGACCAGUACUACCAGGUGCCCCGCUUCUGGCUGGUGGGGCACGACGAGUCGCGGAAGCCGCUGUUGCCGCAGCAGGUGAUGGAGGACGUGUCGGAGGAGCACGCGCGCAAGACCAUCACGGUGGACCCGCACCCGCACCUGGCGGGCCUGUCCGCCGCCUCCAUCCACCCCUGCCGCCACGCCGACGUGAUGAAGAAGCUGGUGGACAACCUGCUGGAGGCCGGCCGCGAGUUCAAGGUCGAGCAGUACCUGGUGCUGUUUCUCAAGUUCAUCGCGUCCGUGGUGCCCACCAUCCAGUACGACUACACCAUGUCUGUGGGUGGCGAAUAAAGCAAGCUGGGACCAGCGGCCUGGUGCCCGCUCCAUAAGUGGGCGUGUGAGAUCCUUUCCUGGGAUGGCGCGAUCGGCUUCGAGGCAAGGAGAGGCGUAGCGAGGAGCAGCACAUGAAAGCCUAUCGCGUAUAAGCGGGCUGCUAUUGGCGAUGAUGUGCUACAAUAUCAUCGUUGCCGGUCCGCACCCCGGUUCGGCUCGCGCUCGACGCAAGUUGCAAAUAGCGUAUGAGGACCGAGUACCGCAAUGUGCGUGUUGUGCGCAAAAUGGACAGCUUGUUGCUUGCUGAAGCGUUGGCGAGGCAAAGUUGGACGGGCCCGGGGGGGUCGCGGGGAGAUGAAAACGCAGGGGAGGCGGAAACGAACUGGCCCGGUCGGACAUGCAGCCGCAGUGUGAUCUGAGCCACCCGCGCGACUCGAGCGGUUGAGUAUGCCGCCGAGUGCGCCGUUUUGGCGCUCGUGUGAGGUCACUGCAGUGGCGUCGGAGGGGAGGCGACGGCGGGGUCAGGCCUGUAAAAUGCUUAGGUC
Chlamydomonas reinhardtii is the source of this 1477-nucleotide messenger RNA. RefSeq lists its product as uncharacterized. Gene Ontology annotation, cellular component: cytoplasmic ubiquitin ligase complex; cytosol. Gene Ontology annotation, biological process: nucleophagy; autophagy of mitochondrion; autophagosome assembly. Gene Ontology annotation, molecular function: Atg8-family ligase activity. NCBI's taxonomy places the organism in Eukaryota, Viridiplantae, Chlorophyta, Chlorophyceae, Chlamydomonadales, Chlamydomonadaceae. The transcript is spliced from 10 exons. Bases 30 to 950 code for a protein of 306 amino acids. The record is from RefSeq and is a predicted model, not a curated record.